Molecule: messenger RNA, 910 nt
Organism: Hevea brasiliensis (rubber tree)
Lineage: Eukaryota; Viridiplantae; Streptophyta; Magnoliopsida; Malpighiales; Euphorbiaceae
Product: late embryogenesis abundant protein D-34-like
Exons: 2
Coding region: 1-837 (278 amino acids)
Source: RefSeq, a predicted model, not a curated record
AUGAAUGACGAAAGUAAGACCACUCUCUCCGAUGUUCUGGCGGUAUACGUUGAUCCAAGGGUACCAGCUGCUUCUCCGGGGUCAGCACUUGGUAUUACAAUUGGCGAGGCUUUGGAGGCAACUGCUUAUUCUGCUACAGGAGACAAGCCUGUCGAUCAGAGCGACGCUGCCGCUAUCAAAGCAGUAGAGGUGAGAGCUCCUCGUAGUAACGAGACACCUUCCACUGGAAUUGGCGCACAGGCGCAGUCAGCUGCUGAUCUUAAUACCAGGCUUAUGAAUGACGAAAGUAAGACCACUCUCUCCGAUGUUCUGGCGGUAUACGUUGAUCCAAGGGUACCAGCUGCUUCUCCGGGGUCAGCACUUGGUAUUACAAUUGGCGAGGCUUUGGAGGCAACUGCUUAUUCUACUACAGGAGACAAGCCUGUCGAUCGUAGCGACGCUGCCGCUAUCAAAGCAGUAGAGGUGAGAGCUCCUCGUAGUAACGAGACACCUUCCACUGGAAUUGGCGCACAGGCGCAGUCAGCUGCUGAUCUUAAUACCAGGCUUAUGAAUGACGAAAGUAAGACCACUCUCUCCGAUGUUCUGGCGGACGCCACCACCAAGUUGCCUAGGGACAAUAAUGAUACUGAAGGUAUGAUCGGAGCGGAGUUAAGAAACAAACCUGACGUGAUGAGAACCACGCCAGGUGGGGUUGCAGCAUCCAUGGCAGCUGCAGCUAGGCUUAAUCACCAUAAUUUUACUUAUAUCUGUGGAUUUGCGAGUGUGUGGAGUAGCUGCCUAUGUAUAUUGCAGAACGUCAAUCCAAUAAGAAAUCCGAGUAGUGAACUCUUGUCCUAGAUGAGGUUUUACUUUUAUCUGUAAUGUAUCUAAGCUAUGUAUCUCCAUAUCUAAACAAUGAUCUUCUAUUUUG